GGGGUUGAGGUUUGAUUCCUCCUCCUCCCCGCAGCAGGUUUCGCUUUGGGAAGACCAGAGACAAGCCUAUUAACAGCCUACUGUUGCGCGGAUGCGGAGAGCAUCGCGCGGGGACAGUCAAUCGCAAUGCAAAAUAUGAAUGCACUGUAGGCUACUACUCGGAACUCCUACUACGGUUCUUCAACAACAACAAUAACAGAGUUUUCCGCACGGACAGCACGCUUCUUUACUGCUAAAGGACGAUUUUUUCGGUUGGGUUUGCGCGUUUGGAGUGAAAAUGCCCUUCUGCAAGCGCACAAUAGUUCCCAAGGAUGUCUGUAAAAACGACGCGAAGAGGCAAACUGCGAUUUUCGGGGACUUGGUAGACGUUUGCGGGUUCACUCUGUGUUCGGUGCUCCGACAGCUCUCGGAUUUAUCCCGGCACUCCGUCAGCAUCUUGGAAGAGCUCGAGGGCGAGCUCGUGUCUAUCUGUCACCGGUCGGGCACGCUCGAGGGCAAGGUGAUCCGUUUACAGCGACACAUCGCUGCGCUCGCCAGUAAGCCACCGCCAAAGACCAACACCAACUUGGACUCGGAGUCGAAGCGUAGUGCGGCUUCGUCGUCGACGGCGACAUCGGGCCACUUCCGGUCUCCAUGGCAACAGAGCGUGAAUGUGUUUGGCUCGUGGAGCAGGCCGGACUGUGUUCAGGAGCUCCAUCAGGAGGCUCAGCUUAACCUGCAGAGCCUGCUGCAAGACUUUGAAGAGCAGCUGUAUGACACCAAGCUAACAGGCCAGACCUUCCGCCACCCAACAGCGUCCUCCCAGAGUUCUGACGACACAUCCACCACCCUCAGUCGCUCCCCUGUCUCCCUCAACAUCAAGAGACCGGACUUCAUCUUCCUGCCGGCGUCUAAGGGGCAGGUGUGUGAGGAGGAUGAGACCUCCUCAGUAAGUAUCAGUAGGGGUACAGACCUGUCCCACUCUCCCUCCCCGUCCCCCUGUGGGUCAGAUCGCCCUCUAGUGGGGUGGAGCAGCACCUCCCUGGGACCCCCCGUGGCCGAGAAACCCCGUUGGCACCUGGGACGACGCACCCCCGCUCACCUGCUACCCCUGGACGUCACAGGUGAGGGUAAACUCUUGGGUGUAGACCUCCUCCAGGGAUCGUGUUCCCCCUGUUCCCCCUCUCCGUCCCUGGGCUGUGGUGGAGGAGGCCAGCCCCGGUCUCUGGAGCCUGUCACAGACACCCCUGUCCAGCACAUACCCCUGAGGAAGACCCAUAGUGACCUGGACCCCAGCCUUCCCCAGUCCCCCAGGACCCCACCUCCUACCCUGGGCACCAUGGACCACUCUGCCGCCCUCCUCUGCUCCAACUCCCCCUCUCAGUCCUGGAACGGCCCCAAGGGCUCCACCUUCUCCCCAGGAGCCUGGAACGAUGCCUAUAGUUAUAGUAUAGCUCCAAGUCCGCUGGGGAAGGGACCUGCGACCAUGCCCAAGGGGGUAAGGAUGGUGGGGAUGGUUGGGGGGCAGGGUGGGGGGUUGAUGUGCCCCUCUCAGACCAGUUCGGGACUCUCCGUGAGCUCAGGGUCGCAGUCUCACUCUAGUUCGUUCACAUCAAUAUCGGAACCUUCCGGACACAGGCACCCAGGCACCAUAGGGAUGAUGAUGGGGAGGCGGAGCGAGACAGAGGGGGCGGCGGCUAGCCCCACUGACGAACAGAGUGGUUCGGAGAGAGGGAUGGGAGGAGGAGAGAGGAGGGAGAGAUCGGCGCGUUCUGUCGCUGCCGCCAAUGCAUUUAAGUUCCGUGAGCGUUCUCUUUCCACGCCGACGGAUUCUGGCUCGUUCUGCUCCGCGGAUAACGUCUGCGGCGGGAUGUACGGCGUCGGCGGACUACCUGGAGCCGGUAACGGGACAAACGGGAACGGCGGCAGCGUUUUAACAGCGAUGCACCACCACCAUUACCCUCGCGGCGAGGGGGGUGAGAGGGGCGAGAGCUACGCCCUCCUCUACCCCAGUGGGAGCUCCGAGGAUGGGAGCGCCAGCAUCGACAAUAUCUCCGUAACUGACAGCAACUUCCCCCCAGACGGUCGCCUAAGGUUACGUUCUCGCUCCAUCUCACUGAAGAAGUCCAAACGCAAACCCCCUCCGCCCGUCCGGAGUGUCUCGCUCAUGAAGAACUUAGGGGAUGCCGAGGGGCGCGUGCAUGGCCACAAUGGAGGUCACUACCGGGACGGCCGCCCCAAAUCCCUCCACAUCCCCCGGGACCACCUCCAGGACUUCCAGACAGACUUCCUCCUACCCUCCUCCUCCUCCCUCUCCAAGCCCGAUCUGGAGAUGCCUGAGCUGGGCCACGUGGAUGGACCCCCUAGCCUGGAGGUCCAGGGACCAGACACAACAGAGCUGUCCUUCCCAGCCCACUGGCAGCUGGAGGAGUGGAAGGCUUCUGACCCCUACAGGUCGUUGUCUGGGUCUAGUACAGCCACAGGGACUACUGUUAUAGAGUGCAUGAAGGUUCGUGGCAGCUCCGAGUCUCUCCUGGACUCCCCCUCCACUUCUAGAGCCACCUCCCCCUCCCUGCUCUCCAUUGAGACAGAGUCGACCAAAGCUUCCUCCCCCUUCAAACCACCAGGACUCAUGUCCCCCUCCAGCGGCUACUCUAGCCAAUCAGAAACUCCGACGCCCAACACCCCCUCCAAUCAGGUGGCAGGAACACCAACAGGGCCCGCCUCCACAUUGGGGUGUAAGAUGCGCCCCAAAAUCCCAGAAAGGAAGUCUUCCUUGCCAGCGACAUCUCCACGGGACCCUGCCGCCCGGUCGAGGCUGUCCUUCGAGAUGCCGGUUAACGCUCAUCUCGAUUUGUCCUCCAUCAAACCGAAACAGAAGGCCAGCCGGCGCCAUUCUGACACUUCCACCGCCGCUAAGCCCGGUAAACUGAGUGCCGGCAGCCAAUCAGCUCUCCCAGUGGUGACCACGAAUGAACUUCGGAACAUCCGCCUGCGUUCUGUCUCCCGUACUGACCUGGAGGUCUGCUCCGAUGGAGCCUCUAAUGACAUCAUCGAGGAGGAGCAGGGUCGCGACCUUUCCCCCCCGCCCGUAACCCCUGGUGGCACCCCCGGCCCCCUCGUCGCCCCCAAACCCAAACCCCCCGUGGCCAUCAAGCCCUCAUUACCCAAACGCCCCCUCAACAUCCUCCUCAAGUCCCCCUCCUCCUCCCCCGUUGCCUCCGACUCCCCCCCUGCCUCCCCUGUUGACCCCCCCCGGCCCAUGCCUAACCCCAGCAUCUACAUGGUGGUAGGUAGGAAGCCCAAGCUGAAGAAAGCCUUCCCUCACACCCCUACCAGCCCCUGUGGACCCCAGGAACAACCCCAAACCUUCCCCCUCCACUAUCCCCAGGGCCUCUACGAUCUCCCCUCCUUCCACCACACCCAGUCCCUGUACGAUCUGCCUCCUCUCCCCCUGCCCCAGCCCCUCCUGGAGGACCCCACCAUGGAGCCGGAGUUCGACCCUGACUUGGAGCUCUGUCUUGGGCCUGAGGAUGGAGGGUCACUCCCCUCUCCCUGCAGUAACCAGGAAGUGCUGGAGACUCAGGAUAAGAGCAAGUCUCUACCUAGCAGGAUGACCAUAUCCUGUCUCGCUGAAUUGGACAAGAAAAAACCCAAGGUUCCUCCGCCGGUUCCAAAGAAGCCCAACGUCCUGCUCCUCCCCAACUCCACCACGGUGCACUCCAACGGUACCACCGACAGACCGGGAACACAGACAGACAGCCCGGUAGCUCUCCGGUCUCCCGUUGGAGUGUUCCCACCAGAAGAGAUUCCUGGGAAAGAGGAAAACCAGGAAAACUACCUGGGAAUGGGAACGGAUGAGGAAAGCUCCAUGGAGUCUUCAUUACAGUCUUCAUUACAGGACUCUUCUCUUACAGUUGUGGAGGGGAGGCUCAACAUUACAGAGACAGGCAGAGGUGAUGAUGCGGAGAGUGUUGAGGAGAGCAGUUCGGUCAUUAGUGACAAGACAGAACUCCACAUCACCGAGGAAAUGGAUGAUGAUGUCAGAGGACACACACCUCCCAUGCACACCACAGAGGACCUGUUCACCAAAAUACACAGGUCAAAGAGGAAAGUCCUGGGCCGUAAGGAACCAGGGGACUCGUUCGGCAGCCGCCAGAGUCUGGUUUCCCCAGUGAAGCACAGCACCAGUGGUGGUGACCUCCGAACCCUGACCCUGGGCUCGACCCCACGCUCCACCUCACGGAACGACAACUUUAUGGCCCUGCUCCAAAAGAAGGGCAGCAAGUCCAGCACGGGAGGGGCCCGCGUCUCUGCCAUGGAACUCCUCAAGAGCACAAACCCCCUCGCGCGACGUGUCACAGAAUUCUCGAUGUCGGCAGAUGGAGGAGGCGAUAUGACCACCGGGAAUAAUGGAACCAGACUGCCUCAGGACCAAUGAGUCAAUCUGAAUCAUUUCAUGUUUUUAAACCACUUGUCCCAGGUCAUCCUCUCUCUCUCUCGCAUACUUACUGUAGCCUUACCAAGACCAAGAGAUCUCCUGGGAAAGUAGAGGUUGAAUAUCGUUAACCACUUUUCGAUCGGACUAUUGAUGGAAGAAGGAACGUCCAACCAGACCACUCAACCACUGAUUGACCUUUCAUGAGCGUUUAUUAACCGCGCAAUGGUUGGACACGAUAUUCACAAUGGUCAUCAAAGGAGUUUCGUUUUUAACACCGUCCAUUCCAUAAUAAGGGGUAUUCUUUUUGGAGGUCUCCUUCAGUCUAAAGGAGAAAAGGAGGAGUUAUAAUUUCGUACUUCAACACAUUAUUUCGCUCGUGUUUUUACUUUGCUGUGUGACUGGUAGUGGAGUCGUGUAUGAGAGAGAGAGAGAGCCAGAGAGAGCGGAUAUACAGGGUCAUUGUGUGAAUACUAUACUAGGGAAUGAAGGAAAGAUUGGAUAACAGCCGAUCUGGGAGUCUGACUGUAUGACUCAAUGAUCUUUGUGGAAAUGAAUGAAUCUGAAAUAUCCAUGGAAACACCACCACUAUAUACCAUAUAUGGUCCAUCCAAAAACCAAACAAUCAUCAACAUCAAUUUCUAAACAGACAGAUUACAGGCCUACUGAAUAGACUGGAUACAUCACAGUCCUAUGCUUGAUGGUGACAGAUGCCACAUUGGUCUUUUGAAGACAUGGUGUGAGUGUAUGUUGUAUUUUCUGUCCCUCACACUAAAAAUGAAAGCGGUUCAAAUCGAAAACAUUCCACGGGAAGAUUGACAGUUGGACAUGGUACCAAGCCCCGCCCCUUUAUGUUUGAAUCAAAGCACUUUGAUGACUGCAUACAGAGGACACAACAACACGUGUCAUCCUUGUUAUUUGUUUGUUUAUGUUUAUCUUUUCAUACGAGAUAGAAGGCCAUAUAAAUGUUUUCUCGGAUUGUAUUUAACCUGUACAAAGAUAUACAUACCUACCGUAUAAACUGAAAUAUAUCCGCUUGAACUGUUCUAAGUGACUAUGGAGAGCCACAGUGUAUAGUAGUACUACUAACAGUAGCAGUACAAUAGUACUACAGUAGUACUAACAGUAGUAGUACAAUAGUACUACAGUAGUACUAUCAGUAGUAGUACAAUAGUACUAUAGUAGUGCUAACAGUAGCAUUACAAUAAUACUACAGUAGUACUAACAGUAGUAGUACAAUAGUACUCCAGUACUACUAACAGUAGUAUUACAAUCGUACUCCAGUAGUACUAACAGUAGUAGUACAGUAGUACACCAGUAGUACUAAGAGUAGUAAUACAGUAGUACUUACAGUAGUACUAACAGUAGUAGUACAAUAGUACUACAGUAGUACUAACAGUAGUAGGCGACUAUGUGAUACACCUCACAGCACACAACAGGAUCAAACCAACUGAACUGAAGGAGCAACGCCAUGGAACACAAGCCCAUGAACCCUUUACCCACGGAUCUCCCCCACACUGCCGCCAGAGUGUAUGUGUGUGUGUGCUUGCGUGUGUGUGUGUGUGUAUACAGGAAAUGAUAACCAAACACAGCAGGCGAGGUGUGAAAGAUGGAGGGCACAGAAUUGAACCCUGUGGAUCUUUCUUAACAGAGAGUAUGAUACAGGGUUGGGUUUAUUAUAGAGGAUUUAGACUGGUUUCUGUUAGGACCAAAGGACUGCCAUAAACAGACCUGGGCUGACUUUUGUGUGCGUGUGCGUGUGCGUGUGCGUGUGUGUGUGUGUGUGUGUGUGUGUGUGGAGACAAGGGGUUCAUUAAUCCGCCCUAAGGAGAGGAUUAAGUGGUCUGAUUCAUGUGGCUGUACUCUUUGGAGUUCUCUGAGACGUUUUGGAACUGAGAGGGGAUUCUGGAACUGAGGGGAUUCCAGAACUGUGAUUAGAACCCACUUUUCUAACAGCCAUCCCAAAACACACAGAGACAGUCCAGGAAUACAGCUAACCAUCCAUCUGCCAUAUUGAAAAAUGAAAAAAAAAAAGGAUAAGGAUGCAUCACCCUCUUCUUUUUGCCCUCUCCACAUGUUUUUUCUCAAACUGUCAAUUUUUUGUGCAGUGGUGAUGCUGCAGCCUUUUCCUAUCCUCCACUCUCCCUCUCUUCUUGUCCUCCUCCUGGAUGGAACACAUGCUCCAUCUGUCUCUAUGCCCAUAGUGCAGCCCCCUCCUCCCCUCAUCCCUCCCUCCUUACCCCUCCCAUUCUUUCUAUGCAUCGGAGCUUCACGUUCACAGACGACACAGCCUGAAUGUCAAUGAUUGCUAGGAAGGAAAAAAAGGAUGCCGCGUUGGUGUUGUGUUCAAGAGCGCUACGUUCAAAUUCCUCUUUCAAUCCACCCCUCUCUGUCAGAAAUACAAACUUGUUUUUUUUUUAUCCUUCCGCUACGUUCUGCAUCUGUCCAUAUAUCCAGACCAACCAUCCAUGUUACAAGGAAAACUGGAGGGUGGAUUGUGUGAAAGAACACACAGAAACAGAGUGAAAAGGGACAGUGUGUGUGAAUGUCUGGAUGUGUACCUAAAGGAAAGGAUCGUGGACUCUGGACCCACUCAGACUGUGAACACUGAUCUUAACCCAUCCUCCUUUCACCACACUUUUCCAGAAUCAUUACAUUGGGGCUGUGCAAACCCUGGUGCUAUUAAGAUAGAGCUCCCCCUAUGGACGAAGAGAGGGAGCACACCCUAUAAGACCACUGCUCUGUCCCUCCAGCAACAACACAGAGACACAACGACUCCAGAUUACUAUCUGGAUGCUCUUUUUGUUAUAUCGGUCAUUCAGGAAACCAGAACAACAACAACAACAACCACAACAACCUAUAAAGACAAUGAAAAUAUGGAAAAAAACGAUGUAAAUGAACACGUUAUUAAUAAAUAGUCAAGUGACGCUUGUUUUAAAUAUUUAGUGAAUGGAACUAUAAAAAAAAAAACUUUGACAAAACUCAGUGUUAGUUUGCCUUGUAUUCUGGCGUGAUGUUUACCCCUUUGUGUUUUCUGCAUAGAAAUAUAAUUACUAGAAUGGACAUCCCUAUUGAAGUCAAUGGAGCAAUAAUGUGAAAUUGCUAUGGUCAGAGGUUCUAUGCCCAUUCUACUGAUUCUAUUCUAUGGUUUUCAGCUACCUUGGUAUUACACUCCCUUAGAGGUAUGCAGAAUUGUUACUUUUUCUGUUCUGAAGUACUGUAGUUAUUAUGGUUACUACGAUAAUGCUGUAUACUAUGGUUACUACAGUCAUAUACUGUGGUUAUUACGGUAAUACUGUGUAAUAUGGUUACUACAGUCAUAUACUGUGGUUAUUACGGUAAUACUGUAUAAUAUGGUUACUACUGUCAUAUACUGUGGUAAUUACGGUAAUACUGUAUAAUAUGGUUACUACUGUCAUAUACUGUGGUUAUUACGGUAAUACUGUAUAAUAUAGUUACUACUGUCAAAUACUAUGGCUGUUACAGCAAUGGUCGUCACUAUUCCUACUAUUACUACUCUUGGCUGUACCCAUAUAUUGUUCAUAAAACACAGGUACAAUGAAAGAGAAACGGAGAGAGAAAGAAAGAGAAGGAGAAAGAGUUGAAAAAAAUGCAAGCAAUAGAUAGAUGACUUAGCCCAAGGCCGAGGAUAAGGCAGAAACACAUUUUCACACACCGAGGCUAAUUACUCACUAAAUACUGUAACUCUCAAUCCAGUUACAGAUUCUAGCUAUAGUCACAGAAAGGUUGCACAGCGCUACACACACACACACACACACACACACACACACACACACACACACACACACACACACACACACA
This is a messenger RNA of Coregonus clupeaformis (lake whitefish), 8239 nucleotides long. It is a transcript of the gene nhsl2, whose product is annotated as NHS-like 2. Lineage: Eukaryota; Metazoa; Chordata; Actinopteri; Salmoniformes; Salmonidae. Gene Ontology annotation, biological process: cell differentiation. Bases 278 to 4420 code for a protein of 1380 amino acids. The record is from RefSeq and is a predicted model, not a curated record. The transcript has 9 exons.